Prorocentrum cordatum is the source of this 1748-nucleotide messenger RNA. NCBI's taxonomy places the organism in Eukaryota, Dinophyceae, Prorocentrales, Prorocentraceae. The record is from the annotation of a GenBank genome assembly.
GCAUGACCCUCCCGCCCGGCGCGCAGAGCGGGAACAGCCUCAGCAACGAAGAGCAGGCCGCCCUUCGCCGCAGGCCUUCAGGGGCGGUCAGCGAGGCGGAUGCCGAGAGCAUCGUGCAGCCCGAGGCCCAUGACUGGCAGCCCGACUCGGAGACCGAGGCCUGCAUGCGCUGCCGAGCCAAAUUUUCGUGGCCGCUGAAGAAGAAACACCACUGCAGGCAGUGCGGCCUGGUCGUCUGCUCGGGCUGCUCCCCGGCCCGCCAGCUUGUGCCGGCGUUCAGCAGUACCGAGCUCGUCCGCGUCUGCAAGGUCUGUGCCCAUCAACCCGCACGGCCUGAAACCAUCCUCGAGGGCGCGCCCGAGGGCAGCACCUCGCCCGCCGCGGGCGCGGAGGGGGCCCCGGCAGGCCCGUCGGCGACGCGGCAGCUGGCGCCCAUAGGCUCACUGACGGGCCCGGUGCCCUCUGGUAUCCCCAAAGACUUCGGGGUGUUGCGCCUCAGCGUGGUCGAGGCCAAGGGCCUGGUGGCGGCGGACGUGAACUGGAUGGGCAAGGCGACCUCGUCGGACCCGUACUGCGUCGUCGGCCUCGAGGGCGGGGCACAGUUCACCACCAGGGACGUCCGCGGCACGCUCGAGCCGAGGUGGGACGAGGAGCUCAGCUUUUACCUGGCGCGCCCUCACGGCACGCUGACCGUGAAGCUGUUCGACAAGGAUCUGACGAGCAGGGACGACCUGCUCGGGUCGGCGAGGAUCCCGCUGGGUGGCCUGCGGCCCGGGAGGAAGGCGCGCGGCUGGGUGCCCCUGGAGCCCGCCGAGGGCGAGGAGGGGCCCGCGGGCGCGGUGCUGCUGGAGCUGGAGCUCAAGCACUUCCACGAGCGCAGGCACCUGAAGAAGUACCUGAUACCGCCCCCGAGCCCGCCGAAGACCCCAGAUCCAUUCGACAUCAACAACAUCUACGCUCCGAGUAUGAAGCUGCUGGACCUGCUGUGGGUACAGCUUGGCGCCCCGGCGUUGUUCGAUCUCCUCGACCUGCUGUUCUGGACUAACCCAAGGCGGUCAGCCCUGGUCUUGGUGUCCUGGAAUAUUAUGGCGGCGUGGUUUCUCGGGCACUGGCCAGCCUUGAUCUUGUUGCGCCUUGCCGCGUACAUGCUGUCCUGCCGGUCUCAGAGGGUAUGGUUCGACCCGGCUGAGGUCUACUCAAUCGAGAACGUCAAGGCGGCGAAGAAGUGCCUGAACGUGCAAGCGGGGUCAACGGCAAACCACGCCGUCGUCCAACUGUGGGACAACCCGGACAGUGCCCACUCGCAGUGGCGGAUCCGCAGACACGGGGAAGUGUUUGUCAUGGAGAACGUGAACGCGGCCGGGAAGUACCUCAGCAUCGCUGGUGGCGGCAAGGGCAACGGACUGAACGUCCGCCUCUCCAGCAACCCGAAGUCGGAGCGCUCACAGUGGCGCCUCGCCAAGAGGCCAGGUGGAGCCUAUACUCUCGAGAGCGCGUACGCGCAGUCGAAGUACGUGAACGUCAUUGGCGGCAGCGAGGACAACGGCGCCGGCGUGGUCGUAUGGGACAACCCGUACGCGACCGAGACGCAGUGGCGCGUGGUUAAGCAGAAGCCUGGCGCGGUGGACGCGGUGUCCACUGGGGCCUCUGAGCAUCAGGCUUGGGCCCAGCCUCUGAUACACAGGAAUCCUGCCUGGGGCAAGGUCGUGCAGGAGCUCCAGCCUUUGGUGGCGCUGACGACUGUGUAG